This is a messenger RNA of Rhinolophus ferrumequinum (greater horseshoe bat), 2331 nucleotides long. RefSeq names its product solute carrier family 38 member 8 (gene SLC38A8). Gene Ontology annotation, molecular function: amino acid transmembrane transporter activity. The record is from RefSeq and is a predicted model, not a curated record. Gene Ontology annotation, biological process: amino acid transmembrane transport. The transcript is spliced from 11 exons. The coding region runs from base 160 to 1443 and encodes 427 amino acids. Lineage: Eukaryota; Metazoa; Chordata; Mammalia; Chiroptera; Rhinolophidae.
GAUUCAUUACCCCCCUAGCAGGAUUCCUUCUUCCACCCCUCCUGGCCCAAGAAAUGCAGCUGAACCACCUGGAGCAAGCCUGAGUCCCCGGAGUCCCCGUCUGUGGUGGCCAAGGAGUGUCUCUUGCCUUGCAGUGGGCAUUUGGUGUUGCUUCUAACCAUGGAGGGACAGACCCCCGGAAGCAGAGACCUUUCGGAAAAGCCCGCAGCCGCCAGCCCCAGUCUCUCCUCCCUGGGCGCUGUCUUCAUUCUCCUGAAAUCCGCCUUGGGGGCUGGCCUGCUCAACUUUCCCUGGGCUUUCUACAAGGCAGGUGGGGUGGGCCCCGCCUUCCUGGUGGAGCUGGUCUCCUUGGUCUUCCUGAUCAGUGGGCUGGUCAUCCUGGGCUAUGCCGCCUCCGUCAGCGGCCAGGACACCUACCAGGGUGUGGUCGGAGGGCUGUGUGGCCCCACCAUCGGAAAGCUGUGCGAGGCUUGCUUCAUCGUCAACCUGCUCAUGAUAUCUGUGGCCUUCCUCAGGGUGAUCGGGGACCAGCUGGAGAAGUUGUGUGACUUCCUCCUGCCCAGUGCUCCGCCCGCCCUGCAGCCCUGGUACACCGACCAGGGCUUCUCCCUGACCCUGCUCACCGUGCUGGUCAUCCUUCCCCUGUCUGCCCCGAGGGAGAUCGGGUUCCAGAAAUACACAAGCAUCCUAGGCACGCUGGCCGCCUUCUACCUGGCCCUGGUCAUCACGGUGCAGUAUUACCUCGGGCCCCAGGGCCUCGUUCGUGAGCCCCGCCCUGCAUUGAGUCCUUCCGCCUGGACCUCCAUAUUUAGUGUCUUCCCAACCAUCUGCUUUGGAUUUCAGUGUCACGAAGCUGCGGUCUCCAUCUACUGCAGCAUGCGCAACCAGAACCUGUCCCAUUGGGCCCUGGUCUCCGUGCUGUCCUUGCUGGCCUGCUGCCUCGUCUAUUCACUGACAGGUGUUUAUGGCUUCCUGACUUUCCAGACAGAAGUUUCUGCUGACAUCUUGAUGUCCUACCCAGGCAACGACGGGGUCAUCAUUGUCGCCCGGGUCCUCUUUGCUGUCUCUAUCGUGACUGUCUACCCCAUCGUGCUCUUCCUGGGGAGGUCGGUGAUGCAGGAUUUCUGGAGGAGAACCCGCUGCCAGGUGUCUGACCCAUCUGGGCUGGGGGUCCGGAUGCCAAUGACCAUCCUGUGGGUCACUGUGACACUUGCCAUGGCCCUGUUCCUGCCAGACCUCAGCGAGAUCGUCGGCCUUAUCGGCGGCAUCAGUUCCUUUUUCAUCUUCAUCUUCCCAGGUCUGUGUCUCAUCUGUGCCAUCAAUGCUGAGCCCAUAGGACCACGGGUUAAGUGCUGCCUGGAGGUCUGGGGAGUGGUGUCUGUGCUCGUCGGCACCUUCGUCUUCGGGCAGAGCACGGUGGCGGCCAUCCUCGAGCUCUUCUGAGGGGCGGCCCGUGCCUGAGCAGGAGGGGGCCUCCACAGGCCACCCUGGUGCGGUGCGGCUACUUGCGUCUAACCGUGAGACCAGUGUAAUUCCAUCAUAAAGAUGCUGGAGAAACUGAUACCGUCUGCCUUCUCAGGCUGCUCAUUGGGGCUUCUGCCGCUUCAAAGGGUUUCUGGUGCAAUGGGGAGGAGAGUACAUUCGUGUCCUGGGGCUGCCCUAAGAAACAACCACAGACUGGUGGCUUCAACCAGCAGAAAUUUAUUCUCUCACAGUCCUGGAGGCUAGGAGUCAGAGGUCCAGGCGUGAGCAGGGCCAGGCUCACUCUGAAGCCUCUAGGGGAGGCUCCUUCCUGCCACUUCAAGCGCCUGCGGUUGCUGGCAAUCGUUGGCGCUCCUUGGCUUGUAGACCCAUCACUCCCAUCUCUGCUUUCAUCUCUGCAUGGCCAUCUUCUCUGUGUGUCUGUGUCCAUAUUUCCCUCUUAAAAGGAUGGCAGUCACUGGAUUGGGGCCCACCUUCAUUCAGUAUGACCUCAUCUUAAAUUACUUAAUUAGGGUUGGCAAGAUCCAUUUCCAAAUAAGGUCACAUUCACAGGUUCCAGGGGUUAGAACUUCAACUUACUAUUUCUUAGGGACACAGUUCCACUUAUAACAGAAAAGUACGGGCUGAAGCCCAGAGAACCCUGUUUUGGGACACCAGGAUCAAAGAAACAGGGUGAGGGCAGUGGGUGAGAACCCAAAAGGGGAUUUCAGGUGGCGUCCACUGGGGAUGGAGGUGGAUUCAGGUUGGUCCUUGGGCCAAAAUCCUGCCCUUGACCAGAUGGCCAAGGAGAUGCCCAGACCCAGACCCACAACCUUGUACUUGGCCCACUUCCAAUAGAGGGGCCCCCAA